Oncorhynchus nerka (sockeye salmon) is the source of this 10165-nucleotide messenger RNA. Its product is annotated as RNA-binding motif, single-stranded-interacting protein 3-like. The record is from RefSeq and is a predicted model, not a curated record. Lineage: Eukaryota; Metazoa; Chordata; Actinopteri; Salmoniformes; Salmonidae. The transcript is spliced from 14 exons. Gene Ontology annotation, cellular component: ribonucleoprotein complex. Bases 1011 to 2261 code for a protein of 416 amino acids. Gene Ontology annotation, molecular function: mRNA binding.
AAAGGGAGGAGCGCAGACAGGAGACUCUCUGGCUUGUAUGUCUGUUGGGCACCUGGGACACUGUCAUUGUGCUUCUCGGUAUAGUAUUUUUUUCUCUCCUUCUCUGAACCAGCCGGGAGUCUUUCCCCCCCCCCUCGGUACCGUAUCAAUUAGGAACUGGGAUUGUUUCUGUGUAAUCUGCUCUGCUCUGGCUGAACCGUUACAGACUGCGAUUGCUUCUUUGGUUUGUUCCUGCCCGCCUCUCGGCGUUCCGAUUCGGACCCUCCCCAAAGUGCAUCUGUUAGUGCGCCGCUGAGGAUAUAUCCUGUGUCCAACAGUACAACAUAGAGCAGCUGGGAUAUCAGACUAUAGAGGCGCGCGCGAGAGAGAGCAGCCGAGUGAGCAACAGAGAGAGGCAGAUACAGAGAGUGCGAGAGAGAUUGAAGCCGAGCGGCGAGGUAAGCUAUAGCGAGACAGCGUAGAUAGAAAAGUGAUCUUCAUAUCCUCCUCCCUUUUUCCUUGUUUUUCCUUUUUUCUCCUCUACUACACUCUCCUGUGCCAGCAAUUUGUUCGCAGGACUGCCUGGAACCACUGCCACCUGCUCAUCUUCCUCCUCCUCUUCCUCCUCCACCUCUCUUCUCACGCGUUACUAUCCGACAGCCAGCCAGUGAGGGAAAGACAGGAGACGCAGACAGGGCACGCAGCAGCAGCGUCCGUUUUUUUUUCAAACUCUUGUGGGGAAUAUUUUUGAGGAACCCGAAUGAGCAUCCGCCGAGCUCUACUCCAGGAGAUUUAAGUGAAAGGCGUCGUCGGGCAGGAACUACCCCCACAGAGGCGACCCCUCUCCCAGCCACUCUCCGUCAGACGAACCCUGCUAGCUCUCCGGAGGACCAGCAGUGAUUGAACACACCACUGUGGACGGGGGAAAACAAGGGACCUACAGUCAGAGAGCCGAGCCCCAGUACUACUACCGCUCGUCCGACCGCCUCCGCGCAACCAUUCCCUGCCACGGCGCUAAGGAUUCCAGCUAUAUGGGCAAGCGAUUGGAACAGCAACCAAUGUACCCUCAGUACACAUACUACUACCCCCACUACCUCCAGACCAAGCAGCCCUAUGCUCCACCCCCUCACCCCAUGGCUCCGCCCAGCCCCAGCCAUAACAGCUGCAGUCAUGGCGGAUCCGAGCAGCUGAGUAAAACUAACCUGUACAUCCGAGGCCUGCCCCCGGGGACCACGGACCAGGAUCUCAUCAAGCUCUGCCAACCAUAUGGGAAAAUAGUGUCAACCAAGGCCAUCCUGGACAAGAACACCAACCAGUGCAAAGGAUAUGGCUUUGUGGACUUUGAUAGCCCGGCUGCAGCACAGAAGGCGGUGUCGUCUCUCAAAGCCACCGGGGUGCAGGCUCAAAUGGCCAAGCAACAGGAGCAGGACCCCACCAACCUGUACAUCUCCAACCUGCCGGUGUCCAUGGAUGAGCAGGAGCUGGAGAACAUGCUGAAGCCCUUCGGUCACGUCAUCUCCACGCGGAUACUGCGGGACGCCAACGGGGUCAGCAGAGGGGUCGGCUUCGCCAGGAUGGAGUCCACGGAGAAAUGUGAAGUGGUGAUACAGCAUUUCAAUGGGAAAUACCUGAAAACCCCACCAGGCAUUCCAGCCCCCAACGAGCCUUUGCUGUGCAAAUUCGCAGACGGAGGGCAGAAGAAACGCCAGAGCCAGAGCAAGUACCCACAGAACGGGCGGCCGUGGCACAGGGAAGGCGAGACUGGUAUGCAGUUAACAUAUGAUCCUGCUGCUAUGCAGAAUGGGUUCUACACCUCGCCUUACAGUAUCGCCACCAACCGCAUGAUCGCACAGACGUCCAUCACGCCCUUCAUCGCUGCUUCCCCCGUCUCCACAUAUCAGGUCCAGAGUACGUCAUGGAUGCCUCAUCAACAAUACGUUAUGCAACCUACAGGUGCAGUGAUCACCCCAGCCAUGGACCACACCAUGUCCAUGCAGCCUGCCAACAUGAUGGGCCCGCUCUCCCAGCAGAUGAACCAUCUGUCCCUGGGCACUACAGGAAGUUACAUGACUGCUGCGGCUGCCGGGGCGCCUAUGCAAGGGACCUACAUUCCUCAGUACACUCCUGUGCCUCAGACAGCCGUCCCCGUUGAAGGAGUGGUCACGGAUGCUUCUCCUCAGUCGGUGGCCCCCUCAUCGCAGGAUGUGAGUGGGCAGCAGCAGCAGAUCCAGGUGGAUGGCUCCAGUGACCUUGUUACUGCUUACUCAUACCAGUCCAAAUAGCGACCGGCGCGGAGAAUAUUCCUGUGACAGCGUUGCCUUGCAACAGAGGGGUUGGCUGCACUGAGAAUGUGGAGAGAAGAGGGAUUGCUUCCAGAUUGCCCAGGCACCAAAAAAUAGACACUUUUUUCCAUUUCAUACCUGGAAGAGAGGAGGGGUAGGGGGUGGGGGUGGAGUCGCUGGGCACAGUGCAAAGUGGUGAAAAUGUUUAGUCUGAGAACAUGCCUGGUGGACUGGGCUUGAGCUUGAGUUGUUUCUUCAAGAAAUUUCUCAACUGAAAAAAAAAGUACAAAAAAAUACAAAAACGAAUUGAAAUGUUGAACGCGCAGGUAGGUGAUGAGGUUUAUUUUGUAAUUAGAAAAAGGGGAGUCAAAGUUUGAGAUACACAGAGAUUGUCUUCCUCAGAUAUUAAGCUACGAUUUCUUUUCACUCUUUUUUUUUGGAUUUCUCGUGUAAAAUUUUAGUUUUCUAGAUAUAUUCAAAACAACUGUUUUUCUUUCUUGAAUCUUCAUGGCCUUAAUUUUAAGGGUGUCAGAGGACUUUUUACAGAGAGUUAAGUCUGGCGUCUCGUUGAAAAUAAAAAGCGAACUAAAUCAGUCUCUUAGACCACUGUGAUGGUACAAGAUACUGCCGGAGUUGAGCUAGAGACAUAAAACAAAAAGAAGAUCUAUCACAUAAACUGUACAGAUUUAAUAGAGAAGAGUUUUUUUCUUUUCUUCAUUAGAAGAAAACUUUGAUAAAUAAUUAUGUCAGAGGUAACUGAGUGUUAGAGAAAAAACUAAAAUGUCUGCAGAGGAAAAGAGGGGGAGGAGAUAAAGCUUUGAAGAGAUUAUUCAGAAUUAGGAGGGGGAAAAAGACACUGCAUUGUAGAAAAGGCAGUCUGUUGCAAAUGCUGAACUUGUUUUUUUAUGAUCAUAAUUAUAUAAUUUUAUGGCAAGAUUGCCGUUGAUGACGUUAGCGCUUUUUAUCUGCAACCUUUGACCUUUUUUUAUGAGCUUUCAGAUGUUUUUAGCCCGCUUUGCUUGUCACACUGCAACAACAAAAAAUAAUUAUGAAGAAAAAAAGUCUAAAACAAACACACACAAAAAUGUGGGAAAAAUGCUUGCAGUGAUUAUACUUCGUAGAUAGCCUACAGCAGGAGCUUACGGUUUAAACCAAUCAGAGCAAAAGCAAUAGAAGAAAUUGUUGACAAUUUCUGUAGUCUUUCCUAGUUGUGGAUCAAAUGCAGCCCAAGGAUGGCCAUUUUUAUACCAAAGAUGAAGAGACACUCUGAUCCAGAGUUUUUUAGUUUUUCAGUUUGAUUUUGUUGUUGAUGUUUGUUAUUGUUGAUGUUGUUGUUGUCAUGGUUGUUUUUAAUUUGACCUUGAUGGCCGGACCAGUCUUUACUUUUCCCUCCGUUUUUUGGUUUAAGCUAACUUCCACGGUUGUCGAAACUAUCACGCUGACGUCAAACAGUAUUUGGGCGUGUGAUGCAACUAGUGGCAGUCCGACCUAAUGUCCAUCUCCACCACUUCAAUUGUCAUUCCGUCUCUCAACUGUCGUGCUCAACUGUCGUGCUCCACAACUUUCGCCAGCCAUGCGGGCAUUCCACUCGUCAACAAUAGACAAAACACUAUAGGAAGAAUUGUGGAAUGUUGCAGCCUGCUCCUACUUGGUCAUUGAUGCGUCGCCUCUGGCUUUUUUUGGCUCACUGAUUUCUGCCUCUGCUCUGUCUCUUUAUCUCAUUGAAUCAAUGAUAACGGAAUGAAACUGAUUUUAAAAAAUGUAUUCCCUCCCAGGGAGUCUCAUCAAUGUUGCCCUACACCCCCCCCCCUCUCCUGUUAUACAAACAACAAACACCAAAACUGUAUGUGUUGACGUAAAACAUGUCCUCCUCCCCUAGGCGCUAUGUCCUUAGUAGUGCUGAGCAAUUAACUGAAAUGUAGAUGAAUUUUUCGUUUUUUAAACAACUAAUUGGUGAAAUGUUUUGAAUUCCAUUUUGUUCGUUUCCUCCCCCCCCCGUGAGCUCAAUGCGCACAUUUAUCUGGAGAUAAAUCGGAUCUAGCCUGAACUGUGCGAUGAAAUAGGGAUUGGAAUUUCCAACAGACCAAUAUUCUACAUAGUUAAGCGCAUAAAAUGUGGUAGUUAACUACAAUGACCAUAAUCCCUUGUACGUACAUCUACUACUCCAGUCUGUUUCUUUUACGCCUGCUAGGGAAGAGAGAUGAAUGUGCAAUCAUGAGGUGAUAUAGAGAGCAGCUGUUGCUUCGUGAGGUAUCUCUACCUGAGAAUACAUGAUCUAAGUGAUUGAGGAACUACAAAAUAGUGUUUUUUGUCAAACAGCAUAGGCAGCAGCUCUAUAGAGACGAGAUGAUGACUUGAAAUGAAACAAUAAAGUCAUCAAAUAAAACAAAUGUAAUAUACACAACUGAAAUAUUUUAUUAUACUAAAGUAAUGUGAAUAAAUGAUGGUUUGAUUCAUUAGGAUCCCCAUUAGCUGACGCAAAUGGCGACAGCUAGUCUUAGUGAGGUCCCGGCACAUAAUGACAAAGACAUUACAGACAAAAAAAAAGACUUUCCAAUUUACAUGUCAGUACAUACACACAAGUAGGUCACACGUUAAUUAAGCAAUAAGACACGAGGAGGUGUGGUAUAUGGCCAAUAUACCAUGACUAAGAGCUGUUGUUAAUCACGAUGCAACGCGGAGUGCCUGGAUACAGCCCUUAGCUGUGGUACAGUGCGUUCGGGAAAAUAUUCAGACCCCUUGACUUUUAGCAAAUUUUGUUACGUUUUGCCUUGUUCUAAAAUGGAUAAAAUAAAAUAAAAUAUCAUCAAUCUACACACAAUACCCCAUAAUGACAAAUUGAAAACAGGUUUUUAGACAUUUUUGCAAAUGUAUUAAAAAUUAAAAAACAGCGAUAGCUUUAUUUACAUAAGUAUUCAGACCUUUUGCUAUGAGACUCGAAAUUAGGCUCAGGUGCAUCCUUCUUCCAUUGAUCAUCCUUGAGAUGUUUCUACAACUUGGAGUCCACCUGUGGUAAAUUCAAUUGAUUUGACAUGAUUUGGAAAGGCACACACUUGCCUAUAUAAGGUCCCACAGCUGACAGUGCAUGUCAGAGCAAAAACCAAGCCAUGAGGUUGAAGGAAUUGUCCGUUGAGUCCCGAGACAGGAUUGUGUCGAGGCACAGAUCUGGGCAAAGGUACCAAAACAUUUCUGCAGCAUUGAAGGUCCCCAAGAUCACAUUUGCCUCCGUCAUUCUUUCAUGGAAAAAGUUUGGAACCAGGUACCAUCCCUAUGGUGAAGCAUGGUGGUGGCAGCAUCUGUGCAUGUUUUACAGCAGCAGGGACUGGUCAGGAUAGAGGGAAAGAUGAACGGAGCAAAGUACAGAGAGAUCCUUGAUGAAAACCUGCUCCAGAGCGCUCAGAACCUCUGACAGGGGCGAAGGUUCACCUUCCAACAGGACAACGACCCUAAGCACACAGCCAAGACAACCCAGGAAUGGCUUCGGGACAAGUCUCUGAAUGUCCUUGAGUGGCCCAGUCAGAGCCCGGACUUGAACUCAAUCGAACGUCUGUUGAGAGACCCUUAAAAUAUAUGUGCAGAGAUGCUCCCCAUCCAACCUGACAGAGCUUGAAAGGAUCUGCAGAAAAGAAUGGAAGAAACUCCCCACAGGUGUGUCAAGCUUGUAGCGUCAUACCCAAGAAGACUCAAGGCUGUAAUCGCUGCCAAAGGUGCUUUAACAAAGUACUGAGUAAAGGGUCUGUAUACUUAUGUAAAUGUGAUAUUUCAGUUUGUUGUAUUUUUAUUCAUUUGCUAACAUUUCUAAAAACUUGUUUUUGCUUUGUCAUUAUGGGGUAAUGUGUGAAUAUUGAUGAGGGGGGAAAACGAUUUAAUCCAUUUUAGAAUAAGGCUGUAACGUAACAAAAUGUGGAAAAGGUCAAGGGGUCUGAAUACUUCCUGAAUGCACUGUACAUUGGCCAUUUUCCAAAACAAACCCGAGGUGCCUUAUUGCCAUUAUAAACUGGUAACCAACAUAAUUAGAACAGUAAAAAUAAAUGUUUUGUCAUACACGUGAUUUACGGUCUGAUAUACCACAGCUGUCAGCCAAUCAGCAUUCAGGGGUUGAACCACCCAGUUUAUAAUAAGUGAUAAGCAGUAAUGGGCAGUCAUUAUCAUAAUUGGACUUUUAAUAAUUGUAUUAUUCUGUGUUGUUACAGCAUUCAACCCACAUAAUUCAGAGUGCAUUUAAUCUAAAAAAAAAUAGAGAGAAAUUGUACACUGUGAUUUUAGUCCUUUUUAUAAUUGACCCAAAACCAAACCAAUCUCAAAAAGCACUAAUCGCUCAGCACUAUUAGGACAGGAACUAAAUUCACGACUAGCGUUGACACGUUAGCAUCUGGUGUGCUUCUUUGUUUAACAUCUGAACGUUGAACAUACCGAACCGACAUAUGGAAGCAUACCGUAGUGUUAUCGGCUUUAGCAAACGUUAUCUCUCUUCAAGAUCCAUCUGAUAAUGAACCCUAUUAGAUUCCAUUUUUACGGGCUGGAUAAACACUACUGUACUCUGACCUAAUGGGUUCUUUUCUAGCCAGAAUAGUACACUACAACAUGUUGACGGUAACCUUUCAACCAAGCCUAAAAGGCCUCUGUUGUCAGCCUUUUGUCCCCAAUUAGCCUCUUUAGCCUGUAAACGUCUCCGCCUCACCUCUUUCAGCCUCCCAUCAAUACCAUAUCCAUUGCCAUUAGAGAUUUUUUUUCGAUGACUUCAUCUCCGAAGAUUGUCCCAUAAUAAAUGGGCUUGUGUCUGUGGGAUGGCAGGCGCGCUAUUUCCAUUAAAGUGCCCUGUUCUGGAGCACUGUGUGUCUCUGUCCCCAUUACGGUACCCUGUUAGAGUGGCUGAGUGUCUGGCUGUGUCUGAAAUGGCAUCCUAUUCCAUAUAUAGUGCACUACAUUUGACCAGGUCACAAAGGGCUCUGGUCAAAAGUAGUGCACCAUAUAAGGAAUAGGCUGCCAUUCCUGACGCAAGCCUCUGUGUCUCUGUAUGCCUGCCCGCUGUGGUGUUAGAGCCCUGAAAAGCCUCCUGUUUUUCAGUGCUCUUUGUGUACCGCUGGCACCACUAAUGUGACCAGGCUUCACUCUCUCCUCUCCUCUCUCUCCCUGUGAGGUUUUCCCUCUUUAUUGGACAGCGCAGGACCUCAACCACAAACCAAUUUUAGUCACAUUCUCAAUGAGUCUUGACGGGGUCCAAUUUGUCUCCCCAUAGGGCAUUGGGAUCCACUCCAGUGUCUCUGAAAGCCCCUUUCGAGAAAAGAAGGGGGGGGGGGUUGUGUUAUUUUUCGUUCACAAUUGCGAAUAUUGAGAUCCAGCAGUUCGUGUGACUCAAAGGCAGGCUGUGCAUUGCAUUCUGGGAAAGAUGGCAGUGACGUCAUAGGUCGGCUAUGACAUCACACAUAGCAAUGUCUGUAACAAUGUCAUUGUUCAUCGAGUGCCUUUUAACGAAGCUUCCAAAUGAUUCCAAUAUCUACAGGAUAGACAAAAAGCACAUGGAAAAGCUAUCUUAUAUGAGGGAACCGUUGAUUUUUUUUACGGGUUGUGCUAAUGAAAAUACUAGAAAUGUACAACCUAAUCUAAGGUGCUGCAGUGGAAGCUGUCUUGGGCAUGUUGCCUACUUUGUGUCCAUUGGACUGUGAUGCACUGGCCAUUCUUGAUCAUCAUGAGUUUACUACAAUUGCUCUUCCCUUAUUGGGUUGUGCUUUUUAAAACCAAGUGAAAACAGGCACAUAGUGAACUACAUCGUCCACAUAGUGAGCUGGCAUCACGGCCGCCAUAUUGUUCUUGUCAGAAACACAGGCAAUAAAACCAGAGAAAAUAUGACCAUUCAACCUUUUGUUGUCCCAUCUUCCAUCCAAUGACCGGUCAGUGAUCAAAUGUUACUGUGCCAAUCUACCAACACCGGAGCUACUCAGCUGCUCACUGUCCCACACAUCUCUCCUUUUCCUCUUUACACUCAUCCUGUCACCUCCCCUCAUCCUCUGCUUUCCGAUUACAGAGAACUUUUGAUUACAAGAUAAUCGUUAACUCUGGAGUGUAGGCUAUAUACGCGCCAAAAUCGCCCACUUUUUUUAUUUGAGACAGACCAACAAAUCCAAAACGGCUCGACCUUUUCACACCACUGACAACAACCGUCCACAUUUCUUGCACAUUGCUCUGGGUAAUAACAUUGUUUUCGCUGUGUUAUUUUCCCCCUCUCCUGCCACGCGUGAGCAGGCUAGCUGCUACAGUAUUGAGGUGUCCAGAACUUAAGCUAGACCUUCGGUCGAGGUUGCUGUUUGCUCCUCAACCUCUAUGGUGUUCAAACUGUAACCGCAGCCAGGUUCUCUGCAUCAUAAACCACUCUUACAGCUGCUACUUUAAGAGACAGAAUAAAAGAGGAAACCUUUUGAUUAACUGUAGGAAUCGGACCGCAAUCACCUUUGAUUACAAAGCUCAGUGCUCUACAAAUAUUGUUACCUUCUACGAUUCAAUAGUAAAGGACUGAAAAGGAAAUAGGUUUACAAAUAGAGCUCACAAAGAAUCGCACGACCGAACCGCGUGGGCUCCGAAUUGCUGCUUGAGAUUCAAGAAAGACAAAACGUUGAAGUGACUAGAGGUUUGCCUCGAUUGGGUAAGAGAAAUCUCCUUGUGAAUCUUUCAUCGCCCAUCAAUGAGGCCAUUGCAUAAUUGAAAUGGCAUUAUCUUGGCUGACUCGACUUCUGUCUCAUUCUACACUAGUUGUAGCACAAUGGCAAACUUGGCCUGGUAAAAUGCCACUACGUUUUGGCGGGCUACAGUUAAGGAAUCUAUUUUGGUGAAGGAUAGCUCCGAUAGCUAGCUAGCCUAUGUCUCAGCACAAGCCACAGCCAGAUAGGGUCAUUAGCUCCUGUUGCCAGGCAGAAGUUGUCAAAGCGCAGAGUGUUGAGCAGCUCCACCUCAUGCAGCACUGUGAGAGAGACUCAGUUCAGUCCGUCUGUCCAUUCAUUGCAGGUCUGUAACCAGCUGGACCUCACGCUCGCACUGAGGGGAGAAAGUUACUGAUUGGAAGCAUGCUCUACCACAACCGCAGACAGACAGACACACACACACACAGAGUGUGCUAGUCUUCUCAUCAUCUGUUCAUCAGAGUAAGGUUAUCACUGAGAGACGAAACCUCUGUUCUCCAUUGCUUACUAUCAUAGAGUCUCACUUAAUCUAGGUAGGCUCUAAGGGGUCAAUCCUAACUUCCACAUAAGUAAAAUGUUCACUUAGUCUCCCGUUGACAUCAAUGCAUCACUAACUAAAACACUGACUCUUAGUGGAAGUCGGGAUUCACCCCGAUGUCUUCGGUAACAGAACAGUAGUGUUCCGUUUCAGUCUACUGUAUCCAUCCAAGUUGGGCUACAGAGGUGCUUCAGUUCACUGCCUGUUUUUAACGCCAUCCACUUCUCCAAUCCGUCCCACGUCGGUCUCACUGCCUCCGUCCAGAUAUCAAGCCAGUCGGUCAUAUCUAUCUCCCAUAUUUCUAGUACUAGGAACAUAUUCACCACAAUGGCGUUCCAAGUGGUUCAAUGUCAUACCCCAUUGUCAUGGGCUUCUUGUGAAUUCCCCCCGUUGUGACUAGACAGUGGUUUAGAAAAGACGGGUCUGUGUCCGAAAUGGCUCCCUAUUCUUAUAUAGGGGAUAUUGUGUCCUAUUUCGGCACCCUAUUCCCCAUACAGUGCACUACUGCACUGUGUUAAGACAAACAGUGUCUCAGAGUUAGGCCUCACCUCGACAUAACGUCUCCCACAGUGAAGUGUGACAGGAGCGCUCCGGGCUCGAUAUCACUCAACGCUCUUUCAGCUCUUACCACCACGUAAUUCAGUGGGGAAAUUGCUCAAACGCCCACGCACACAAAAAAAUGUGGCCCACGC